AGUGUCAUUCUCUGUCACUCCAGUAGGCCCCUUUGGCACUUAUUACCCCACAUAUAUCACUCCAAACCCAUAUACCUCUCACAUCAGCUGCAAAAUGGCGUGGACACCACGGGAUGAGGGUCUGCAGCAGCUCCUUCCGAUACUCAAGGACUCGCAGUCUCCGGACACAGCCACGCAGCUAGCCGUGCAAGUGAAGCUGGAAGAAUUCAAUUGCUACCCGGACUUCAACAACUAUCUUGUCUAUGUGCUCACGAAACUGAAGACGGAGGACGAGGCAACGCGCUCGAUGAGCGGACUGAUCCUCAAAAACAACAUCCUUGAACAAAGCACAACCCUGCAGCCGGAGUUCGUGGAGUACAUCAAACACGAGUGCCUGCAGGCAGUGGGUGACUCGUCGCCCCUCAUCCGUUCCACCGUGGGCAUCCUAAUCACCACCAUCGCCAGCAAUGGCGGUCUGCACAACUGGCCGCAGCUGCUUCCAUCUCUCUGCGAAAUGCUCGACAACCAGGACUACAAUGUGUGCGAGGGAGCCUUCAGUGCCCUGCAAAAAAUUUGCGAGGAUUUCGCCGAGAUUUUGGACUCCGCCGCGCUCAACAGACCGCUGAACAUAAUGAUUCCAAAGUUCCUGGAGUACUUCAAGCACAACAGUCCAAAGAUCCGCUCCCACGCCAUUGCCUGCAUCAGCCAACUCAUCAUAAACAGAUCUCCGGCCCUGCUGCUCAGCAUAGACAGCCUCAUUAGGAAUCUCUUACACGUGUCCUCGGAUGAUGACCCCGUGGUUCGCAAGAACGUUUGCCACGCAUUGGUGUGUCUGGUGCAGGUGCACUGUGACCACAUGGUACCGCACAUGUGGCAGAUUGUUGGGAACAUUUUGUUGUGCUCCCAGGACGCCGAUAAGGACGUGGCUCUGCAGGCCACCGAGUUCUGGCUGUCAUUGGGAAUGCAGACAAACAGCAGGGAUAUGCUGGCUCCCAUUUUAUCCCAGUUAGUCUCAGUUCUUGUGCGUCGAAUGCAAUACACGGAAGUCGACAUUACUCUUCUGAAGGCCAAUGUAGAUGAAGAUGACGAGGAGCCUGAUAGAGAGCAGGAUAUCAGCCCACGUUUCCACAAGUCCCGUGCACACUUAAUUAAUACUGAAUUGGAUGAAGACCCGGACGACGAUAAAUCGUUUUCGGAUUGGAGCUUGCGCAAGUGCAGCGCUUCUUCCUUCGACAUGGUGGCGAAUAUUUUCCGCGAGGAUUGCUUACCCGUUGUGCUGCCCAUCCUAAAGGAGACGCUAUUCCACCAGGAAUGGGUGAUCAAAGAGAGUGGUGUGCUGGCCUUGGGAGCUAUCGCCGAGGGCUGCAUGCAGGGCAUGAUCCAACACCUGCCAGAGCUGAUUCCCUACCUAAUUAGCUGUCUGUCCGACAAGAAGGCACUGGUGCGCUCCAUUACAUGCUGGACGCUCUCGCGAUACGCCAACUGGGUUGUCAACCAGCCGCACGACCAGUACUUGAAGCCGCUCAUGGAAGAACUGCUGAAGCGCAUCCUGGACUCGAAUAAGCGCGUUCAGGAAGCUGCAUGCUCCGCCUUUGCCACUCUGGAGGAGGAGGCCUGCACGGAACUGGUGCCCUACCUGGAGUAUAUUCUAAAGACGCUCGUCUUUGCGUUCUCCAAGUACCAGCACAAGAAUCUACUCAUACUGUACGAUGCCGUGGGUACUUUGGCAGACUCCGUCGGUCAUCAUCUGAAUAAACCGCAAUACAUUGACAUCCUAAUGCCUCCGCUAAUUGAUAAGUGGAAUCUGCUGAAGGACGACGACAAGGAUCUGUUCCCUUUGUUGGAGUGCCUGUCGAGCAUCGCCACUGCCUUGCAGUCCGGCUUUUUGCCCUACUGCGACCCGGUGUAUCGCAGGUGCAUCUCCCUCAUUGAGCAGACUAUCAACCAGGAAAUGCUGUGUGAACAAAACCAAUCGCACGACUUUCCCGACAAGGAGCGCAUGAUAGCUGCCCUAGAUCUGCUGUGUGCCCUAGCCGAGGGAUUGGACCACCACAUCGAGCCACUGGUGGCCAACAGCAAUGUAUUGCAUCUACUCUCCCAGUGCGUGCAGGACGUUAUGCCUACAGUACGCCAAUCUUCGUUUGCCCUGCUGGGUGAUUUGAGCAAGUCCUGUUUUUCCCAGGUAUAUCCUUUCAUCACCGAGUUUUUUUUGAGCUUGGUGCAAAACCUAAACCCUAACUUUAUUGAGGUGUGCAACAAUGCAACUUGGGCCAUAGGGGAAAUCUGCUUGAAAUUGGGUGAGGAAACCAAGCAGUACAUACGCCUCGUGCUUAGCGACCUGCUGAUCAUUAUCAACCGGCAGAAUAUGCCAAAAACUCUUCUGGAGAAUGCGGCAAUAACAAUCGGUCGUCUAGGUUAUGUGUGUCCAGAUGAAGUGGCUCCCUAUUUGCCCGAAUUCGCACGGGAGUGGUGCACGUUGCUACGUCAUAUACAGGACAACAGCGAGAAGUAUUCGUCCUUUAUGGGAAUGUGCCAUAUGAUCAGGUUGAAUCCAGAAGGCGUGGUGACCGACUUCAUGUUCUUUUGCGAUGCCGUUGCCUCGUGGGAGAAUCCUCCACAGAAUCUGCGACAGAUGAUUCAAAAUAUUCUCCAAGGCUUUAAGAACCAAACGGGUGAGGAGAAUUGGCAAAGUUUCACGGAUCAAUUUCCACCACCUCUGACCUACCGGCUAAACUACCUGUACGACAUAUGAAACUUAUUUUAACGGCCAGCGAAUUUUCUAGAAUCCGGUGCUUUAUGUUAAACUGGCUUGAACCAUUAUUCUAAAUUAAUGUUGACAUUGAGAGCUGAACUAUAAGAAAACUAAGUAACAAAACCGCGGAAACGUGACGAAAAAAGUGGUUAGUAAUUGAGAA
Molecule: messenger RNA, 2894 nt
Organism: Drosophila teissieri
Lineage: Eukaryota; Metazoa; Arthropoda; Insecta; Diptera; Drosophilidae
Product: transportin-1-like
Exons: 9
Coding region: 95-2731 (878 amino acids)
Biological process (GO): protein import into nucleus
Cellular component (GO): cytoplasm; nucleus
Molecular function (GO): nuclear import signal receptor activity; small GTPase binding
Source: RefSeq, a predicted model, not a curated record